Panthera uncia (snow leopard) is the source of this 1408-nucleotide messenger RNA. RefSeq names its product family with sequence similarity 204 member A (gene FAM204A). NCBI's taxonomy places the organism in Eukaryota, Metazoa, Chordata, Mammalia, Carnivora, Felidae. The transcript has 8 exons. The coding region runs from base 530 to 1231 and encodes 233 amino acids. The record is from RefSeq and is a predicted model, not a curated record.
AUGUUUUAAACAGUCACAGGAGAAUGGCACAGACAUUUGAACAUCCCUUUAAAGAUGUUCGGGAAUCGAGUUCAGAAACGUGCGUUAUUUGAAUUUUGUCUUAUUUUAUGGAUUUGGAUGUCGAAUCUGGUAUUUAAAGUUUAUUUUGAUUUUUCUUUUUUUCUCUGUGGGCACACUCAAGGAAUUAUCACACCAGCCAGUGUCCUCCUGGAGACAACCCUUAAUGCCACAUCAACAGGCGCUAAAAACAGAUGAUUGUGAGGAAGUCUAAAAGUGAUCAAAAAAUGCUGGAGAGCCGGUGGGGAAAGGCCACUUUAGGGCAACUGACAGUGCUCCCCAGCGUGAGGCACGUUUGGAUGCCCAAGGCGUAGACCCACCCUGUAGGGACGCCGAAGUAGUGCUCUAGUGGAAAAACUGCACUUGCCUUUCCUUAGCAGCCACAGCUGACGGCGUGGGCCAAGUCGUACUUGGCUGCUGACGGACAGAGGCUUGCUGUGUGUGUAGAGUGUCGGCUCCACGAGAAGAAAAGAUGUGGAGUGGGCUGCUACCUCCUGGCCUAAAUGAAAGUGAUAUUGAGUUGAAUUCUGAAGAUGAAGCCCCAUUAAAGAACUCUGGACUUAACUUACAGGAAGAUAACGAAGAUGGGGCCAUUACAAAAACAGAGAUCUCCGAUUUCCCUACAGAUGGACCAAAACCCGACGUGGAGGCAAAUGUAAAUGCCUAUGAAGAGUGCCCCUCUGGAGUUCCCUUAAAUAUGUGGAAUAAAUUUCAAGAAUUGCAUAAAAAACAUUCUGAACAGAAAAGCUCAGCAUCAGGAUUCAGAAGAAGGAAAAGAAAACGCUCCAGGAAAGGUAAAUUGAAGAAUGAAGAAGAGUCUCAAAGUGCCCAGACCUCAAGUGAAGCCCAGUGGAAGGAGCUUACUCAGUACUUUGGAAUCAAUGAUAGGUUUGACCCCCCUGUUAAAAAGAAAAAAAUUGAAAAGUCCGGCCUUGAAAAGAGCAUCGACCAGGCUGUGGAAGACUGGGACAUCGAGAAGGCGGAGGAACUCAGCAACCAGCUGGCCACGCGAGAGCUUGGUGUGAAAAUUGCUAAAGCGGUUGCCUGCCACAACUUUGUAAAAGCCAAAAGGGAUGCUGAGAAUUCACAGGUUGCUCGAAAAAAGAAGAAGCUUGCAUGGGGGUUUGAAGCAAAGAAGAGAUGGGAAACCAAGAGCAACAUGGGAUAUAUGUAGCUUGCCAGCGUUCCUCAAGGCAUUUGAGUCUUCACUUGGGCUUUUCUUUGAGUCUCCAGCUGCUCAGUUGACUGAGAAGAUACUCCUGCCGAUGUUAACUGUGUCAGGGAACUGCCAGAAGCCAGAAACAUAAGCGUAAAAUGUGGGGUUUGAUUAUUAAACCUUUUUAGUCUUUUU